Messenger RNA from Aplosporella prunicola CBS 121167, 2220 nucleotides. RefSeq lists its product as uncharacterized. Lineage: Eukaryota; Fungi; Ascomycota; Dothideomycetes; Botryosphaeriales; Aplosporellaceae. Gene Ontology annotation, biological process: mitochondrial glycyl-tRNA aminoacylation. The coding region runs from base 210 to 2183 and encodes 657 amino acids. Gene Ontology annotation, molecular function: glycine-tRNA ligase activity; ATP binding. Gene Ontology annotation, cellular component: mitochondrion; cytoplasm. The record is from RefSeq and is a predicted model, not a curated record. The transcript is spliced from 3 exons.
GGAGUCACGAACCCCACCGACCGUCAUUCGCCUACCUUUACUUUUCCGAGGGGGCAGCCAAGUAUAUGCGUCAGGCCUUGAGCUCCUUGCGCAUUCAUCUCUCAAGCUACCAACCGGUCCGCCGAUCUGUCCUGACUCACACGCGCAGCUUCGCAUCUACACCUGUAGCAUUUAAGUUCAAACCGGCGAAACCAAAACACCCACCACCAAUGGCGUCCACCACCACCAAGACUGGCGAGCCUUUCGACCGCGCUCAGCUCGAGUCGCUGAUGCGCCGCCGUCUCUUCUACACCCCUUCCUUCGAGAUCUACGGCGGUGUUUCUGGCCUUUACGACUAUGGCCCGCCCGGCUGCUCGCUCCUGGCCAACAUGGUUGACGUGUGGCGGAAGCACUUCGUUCUGGAGGAGGACAUGCUGGAGGUCGACUGCACCAUGCUCACCCCGCAUGAAGUGCUGAAGACCAGUGGACACGUUGACAAGUUCGCGGAUUGGAUGUGCAAGGACCCCAAGACCGGCGAGAUCUUCAGAGCCGACCACCUGGUCGAGGAAGUCCUGGAGUCCAGGCUGAAGGGUGACAAGGAGGCUCGUGGCCAGAAGGUCGAAGAGAAGGAGGACCCCAAGAAGAAGAAGAAGAAGGUCAAGGAGAUCAAGGCUAUCCAGCUCGACGACGCCGUCGUGACCGAGUAUGAGGAGGUCCUUGCCAAAAUUGACAACUACAACGGCGAGGAGCUUGGCCAGCUCAUCACCAAGUACGACAUUAAGAACCCUGCCACCAACGGUGAACUCCUGCCCCCGGUUUCCUUCAACUUGAUGUUCCAGACCUCCAUUGGCCCUAGCAGCAACAUGCCCGGCUACCUGCGUCCGGAGACCGCACAGGGCCAGUUCCUUAACUUCCAAAAGCUGCUGGAGUUUAACCAGCAGCAGAUGCCUUUCGCUUCUGCCUCGAUUGGCAAGUCUUUCCGUAACGAGAUUUCUCCCAGAGCCGGCCUUCUGCGUGUGCGUGAAUUCCUGAUGGCCGAGAUCGAGCACUUUGUGGACCCUGAGGGUGGCAAGAAGCACCCUAGGUUCAACGAUGUCCGCGACGUCAAGCUGGAGCUUCUGAACCGCGAUGUUCAGCUCUCCGGCAAGACCACCGUUGAGACCACGCCCAUUGGUGAGGCCGUUGACAAGGGUAUCGUUGACAACGAGACCCUGGGUUACUUCCUGGCCAGGAUCCAGCAAUACCUGCUGAAGAUCGGUGCCGAUCCCAAGAAGAUCAGGUUCCGUCAGCACAUGGCAAACGAGAUGGCUCACUACGCUACUGACUGCUGGGACGCUGAGCUGCUCACGAGCUAUGGCUGGAUUGAGUGCGUUGGUUGUGCCGAUCGCAGCGCAUACGACCUGAGUGUGCACAUGAACAAGACCGGCGCACCUCUCUUGGUCAGGGAGAAGCGCGCCGAGCCUCUGAAGGUUGAGGAAUGGCAGAUUGACGUUGAGAAGAAGAAGUUUGGCCCCAAGUUCAAGAAGGACGGUAAGACGGUUGAGGCCGCCAUUGAGGCCCUGACCCAAGACAUGCGCGAGAAGCUGUCGCUGGACCUCAAGAACAACGGCAAGAUUACCAUCGACGUGCCCGAGGUUGGGGAGGGCAAGGUCGAGCUCGGAACGGACCUGAUCAACAUUGAGAAGCGCACGCGGGUCGAGAACACUCGGGAGUACACGCCCAACGUCAUUGAGCCGUCGUUUGGCAUUGGUCGUAUCCUCUACAGCAUUGUGGAGCAUAACUACUGGGUUCGCCCUGGCGACGAGGAGGGUGCUCGCGGAGUUCUCUCAUUCCCUCCGACGGUCGCACCGACCAAGGUGCUUCUCGUGCCGCUGUCGACGCACGCGGACUUUGCGCCGCUGGUGAAGCGGCUCAGCCUGAAGCUGCGCAAGAUGGGCAUCUCGAGCCGGGUCGACGACUCGUCGGCCAGCAUUGGCAAGCGGUACUCGCGCAACGACGAGCUGGGCACGCCGCUGGGCAUCACGGUCGACUUUGAGUCGGUGCAAAAGGGCACGUUUACGCUGCGGGACCGCGACUCGACCAAGCAGGUGCGGGCGUCGGAGGAGGAGAUAUUCGCGGCGGUGCAGAGCCUGUGCGAGGGCAACGAGACGUGGGCCGAGGUGUCGAAGCGGCUGCCGGUGUUUGAGGGCCAGCAGCUGGAGUAGAAGCAGUAGAUAGAAAAAAAUGGCACUGGGGCGCGGA